Panicum hallii is the source of this 1021-nucleotide messenger RNA. RefSeq lists its product as uncharacterized. Lineage: Eukaryota; Viridiplantae; Streptophyta; Magnoliopsida; Poales; Poaceae. Bases 169 to 729 code for a protein of 186 amino acids. The record is from RefSeq and is a predicted model, not a curated record. The transcript has 4 exons.
GUUCAAAGUUUUCCGAGUCUGCCAUCUCUUAUAUCUGUUCUUCAUGUUCCCUCGUCUCCACUAGCUCAUUAUCUGUUCUUCAUCCUCUUCUAACUCUUCUCAGAAAGGAGGCCUGUCUUCAAUAUAUACUUUGUUGCUAUCGGCGAUUAAGGAAUUAAUAUCAGGAUAAUGGAGGGUACUGCUGGGAGCAUUCCAAAAUUUGGUGAGUGGAAGGCCAAUGACGGCGGUUCCCCUUAUACCAUGUAUUUUGAAAAUGCAAGGAAGCGAAGGAGCAACAGUGGCAUCGCACCUCCCCCUGGGGCAUCUCCAGCUCGCAUCAUCUCUGCCCCAGCUGGCCCUAGAACUCCGCCACGAGCACCUGAUGCCAAGCCAGUGAAACCUGAGGACCGCGCCAACCGCUCACGAAACCAAGCCAAAGCUGGACAAGGUGGCUCUGGCUCAGUGCCAACCUGGGGCGAGUGGAAUGAGAGCAACAGCAGCGCAGGUGCUCAGCAGUAUACACUUGUCUUUAACCAGCUAAGGGAGGAAAGGAGGAGUGCUCCUCCAACGCCUAGCAUUGAGCAUGUACAACGUCCUACUCCAACUCGAGCCACUCAUCAUGAUCUUUAUGAUCAUGCACCCAAGCCUCGGGAUACUACAUUAUUGAAAACCAUUUUCCAUUACAGGGCUUCAAAUGCUGCGGGUUGUUUUGAAUAUCUAAGAGAUUAUGGCUGUUACACCAGAAGCUGAUGUUUAAAUGGCAAGAAUACAUCUCCGUUCUCCACAUGCUUCAAGGUUUGAGCAGUGCUUUAACAAUGAACAGAUGUUGGGAUGGCAGACAUUGAUUUUGAAACUUGCAUCAACUUCAUAGACAUUUAAAGGUGGUGAUAAUGAAUGUGUACACAUGUACAUGCCAAACACGUUUUUUGUGCAAAAUUAAAAUAGCUAGUUUGAUCGAUCUUUAUAUCCUUGUUAGAAAGUUCUAUUUGAUGUAAGAUUUUUGUGAUGAUGAAUGGAUCAUGUUUUAUAUAUUUUCAAGCUA